AUGGAGGAUGAUAGGGAUUGGGGGCCAAAACCCUUCAGGUUCCUUAAUGCUUGGGCAUCUCACCCUAAUUUCUUAAGGGUUGUUAAGGAGGCUUGGUCCAGAUAUGCUGUACAAGGUUGGGCUGGUUAUAAAGUCUCACUGAAACUUAAGGAGGUUAAAGCUUCUCUCAAGCAGUGGAACAAAGAGGAAUUUGGCAACUUAAACGAUAAGCUCUCUCUGAUUGAGGAGCAAUUGCAUUCUUUGGAUCUUUUACAAGAAAGAAACACAUUGUCCAAUAAUGACUUGCAAAUCAAAAGAACACUUAAGUCUGAAUAUUGGAAGACUUUGAGAUUGAUUGAGAUCACCUGGUUGCAAAAAUCAAGACAAAUUUGGUUCAAGGAGGGGGAUAAAAAUUCCAAAUUUUUCCAUAUGGUGGCUAGUUCAAGGCAGAGGAAGAACUCUUUUGUGAGCUUAAACUUAAAUGGAUCCACUGUUGAAGAUCCAGAACAGAUUAGAAUGGGAGUCAAAAUGCACUUCCAUAAUUUUUUUUCAGAAAGAUGGCCCUCAAGACCAAAAUUUUUAGGCUCUUUUGAACGCAAACUAUCAAUUGAUGAUGCUCGGCGGCUGGAAUUGCCUUUCUCAGAGGCAAAAAUCUGGGAAGCAGUCAGAGAGUGUGAUGGGAACAAAGCACCAAGGCCAGAUGGUUUCAAUAUGAAGUUUAUUAAAAAGAGCUGGCCAAUUAUUAAGGAGGAUAUCUGCUUAUUCAUCAAGGAGUUUCAUCUCAACAGCAAACUCUCUAAAGGAGACCACUGAGAGCUUGGGAAGAGGACUUACACCAUGAUUUGCUUGGAAGGUUGCAGCAGAUCCAAAGAAGCAGAGAUUCUGUGGAGGAUAAACUGAUCUGGACUCCCCUUUCAUCAGGUAUUUUCACUGUUAAGUCUCUUUAUGAUUUAUUUGAGAUCUCUCUUCAGGUGUCAUUCUUUCCUAUCAUGAAUUUAUGGAAGACAGUUGCACCUCCGAAGAUAAAAGCUUUCGGAUGGUUGGUGUGGUGGGAU
Messenger RNA from Camellia sinensis, 1034 nucleotides. The record is from RefSeq and is a predicted model, not a curated record. Lineage: Eukaryota; Viridiplantae; Streptophyta; Magnoliopsida; Ericales; Theaceae.